Acanthopagrus latus (yellowfin seabream) is the source of this 2627-nucleotide messenger RNA. It is a transcript of the gene slc28a1, whose product is annotated as solute carrier family 28 member 1. Gene Ontology annotation, biological process: nucleoside transmembrane transport. The record is from RefSeq and is a predicted model, not a curated record. The transcript is spliced from 17 exons. Bases 417 to 2219 code for a protein of 600 amino acids. Gene Ontology annotation, molecular function: nucleoside:sodium symporter activity. Lineage: Eukaryota; Metazoa; Chordata; Actinopteri; Spariformes; Sparidae. Gene Ontology annotation, cellular component: membrane.
UCAUAGAGGGCAGAGUAUAUUUUCCCGCAGUGCUUUUAAAGGCACAGCAUUUGACAGCCGACUUUAGGACGACGCACAAUGACAGAAAGCAACGGCGUCCAGCUCAAAAACGUAAUCCAAGCCGGCGGAAAUGGCGUGGACAACAAGGCUUUUGAAAUAGGGGUAUGUGUCACAUUUCAUUUUUAAGAGAGCACAGCACACUGUGAUCAGUGUUUUUAAAACUGAAACGGCUUUGUUUUCUCAGGAGGACGACGUUAUUGAUACUGGCAGCCAGAAUUGGCAGGCUGAAAAGACUAAAAAGGGAUUAGGAUCAUACUUGAGGUGUGUCAGUUCAAGUGAUUGCAUUUUGUAAAGCAAAAAUAGUGAGGGAGCAAUACUUCUGGAUGUACUGGAUCGCAUCAAAUUAAACCUCUGACAUGUUGGAUUUGUUUAUGCUCCAAGUUUCCAAGCCGAUUAACGCCACAGAGGAUUACAUCAAGGCUCACUCAAGAAUCUUCAAAUGCAUUGUGCUGGCCAUACUUGGAGCAGGUUAUGUGGCUUACUUCAUUGCAGCCUGUGUAUUGGACUUCCAGAGGGCCAUUGGUCUGGUAGUCCUAACCAGUUUGGCUAUCUUUAUAAAAGUGUAUGAACUCUUGAAGCACUACAAGGGGAAAAGCAUCAGCCGCUGUUUCAAGCCCGCCGUUCGAUGCUUUAAAUCCAACUUGAAAUGGCUAAAAUGGGUUUUCAUCUUGGCUGUCGUGGUCCUGCUGGUGGUGUGGCUCGUCUUGGACACAAGCAAGCGUCCCGAGCAGCUUAUCUCAUUCGGGGGUGUGUGCAUGUUCGUUGUGAUUCUGUUCAUCUUGUCAGCACACAGGACAGCGGUACAAUGGAGGCCUGUGCUGUGGGGCCUCGGGAUGCAGUUCUGUAUCGGCCUUUUUGUCAUAAGAACACAACCUGGACUCAUUGCAUUCGAAUGGCUUGGACAACAAGUGCAGAUAUUCCUUGACUACACCAAACAAGGGUCAUCGUUUGUUUUUGGGGAUCUGAUAGCGGACAUUUUUGCCUUUCAAGCUUUGCCCAUUGUUGUGUUCUUCAGCAGCGUGAUGUCGGUCCUUUACUUUCUGGGGGUUAUGCAGUGGCUCAUUCUGAAGAUCUCAUGGGUUAUGCAGAUAACGAUGGGAACCUCUCCCACAGAGACCUUGAGUGUGGCAGGCAAUAUAUUUGUUGGGCAGACAGAGGCUCCGCUGCUGAUCCGCCCCUAUUUGAAGGACAUGACCAAAUCUGAGAUCCAUGCUGUUUUGACUGGCGGAUUUGCCACAAUUGCAGGCAGUGUCAUGGGGGCAUUCAUCUCAUUUGGGAUAGAUGCAUCUUCCUUGAUAUCAGCCUCCGUGAUGGCUGCUCCGUGUGCCUUGGCCAUCUCCAAGCUCUCUUACCCAGAGACAGAGGAGAGUCCCUUUAAGUCAGAGGGCAAUAUUAAAGUGGCUUGUGGAGAUGAACAGAACAUUCUGGAGGCUGCAAGCAGUGGAGCAUCUGCUUCAAUAGUUCUUGUUGCCAACAUUGCAGCAAAUCUGAUCGCCUUUCUCGCCAUCCUCGGCUUCAUAAAUGCAGCUUUGAGCUGGUUUGGAGGUAUGGUGGGAUAUCCUGAUGUGACAUUUCAGCUGAUUUGCUCUUACGUCUUCAUGCCUAUUGCCUUCAUGAUGGGAGUGCCAUAUAAAGACAGUUUCAUCGUGGCUGAACUGAUCGGCACAAAGCUCUUCCUCAACGAGUUUGUGGCUUAUCAGAAAUUAUCUGAACUGAGCAGCAACAGAAUUAAUGGACUUGGUGAAGAAUCGAUUUCUGUGCGAUCAGAAAUUAUCACCACCUAUGCUCUUUGCGGAUUUGCCAAUUUCAGCUCACUGGGCAUUGUGAUUGGAGGCCUGUCCUCUAUCUGCCCAUCCAGAAGAAGCGAUGUCUCGUCUCUGGUGCUGAGAGCUAUGCUCACCGGGACUUGUGUGUCUCUUGUCAAUGCUUGUAUUGCAGGGAUCCUUUUUGUUCCUCCACUUGACUGUGUGGAGCUGUUCAAGGUAUCUUCUUUCAAUGCCACAAGUGCAGAUGUACAAACUUGCUGUGAAGACCUCUUCAGAAGCACUCUCAGCAACGGGACAAUUGAAGGAUCAUGGAGCACAGUAGCAAAUGCCACUCUGUAUUUGUCUAAAUGUUGUCAGUGCUGUGAGCUUCCUGGUUUGAACUUUUGUAGUUAGAGGAGAAAAAUACAUGUCAUUGUCUAUUUUUUUACUGCGGUUAAUUUUUUUCUCCAUGUUUGUAAAUUUGUGUCAUACUUCAUGUAAAAAUGUACAUGCACAUGUUUUCAGAAAUACUGUAAAUUUAAUGUAUUAUAUUGUAAAUUAAUUCACAUAUUGGCUUUUAUUUGACACCAAGGAUUCAAAGGACACGCCUUUAGACAUAUACCUCCCUAUGUAUUCAGGCAUCAACAGUUUGAUAAAUGUAAAUAUUUUUGAAUAAACCAAUUGUUUCAAAAUGUUAUUGAAAAUGAUACACACAGUUAUACUUUUUGACUAUAUAAAACUCUGUAAAAAUGAAAACUUACGAACUGCUUGGACACAAAUGUUGAUGAAUGUAAAUAUUUCUAAUAAAAACCAAUGAUUUCA